Aureobasidium musti is the source of this 2757-nucleotide messenger RNA. The record is from the annotation of a GenBank genome assembly. NCBI's taxonomy places the organism in Eukaryota, Fungi, Ascomycota, Dothideomycetes, Dothideales, Saccotheciaceae.
AUGCAAUUGACCGAUCUCAGUCGUAGCUUCCGCUUUGACGACGUAAUGUGGGGAAGACAGAAUUCAAGGGCAGGGGGUGUUUCAGAUUCACAUGAAGACAAGCUGAAGCCGAAGCCAAACCAGAAGAAUGUUCUGACGACCUACGGCAGCCUCUCGAUGGACUUUUGGACGAAACUCAUCAGCGGCGUGAGCAACAACAAGUCUGCCACGGCCGCAGCGUCCAGUCCGCAACAACGCCUGCAGCGCUUCCGUCGAGCAUACAAUCCCAUCCUACAGCUAUGCGGCCGUCCACAAACCCUAGCAUCUCACGCUCCCGCUCUUGAUCAACUCUACUCCUCACUGCAGACCAUCACCGCAUUACUCGCUGAAGAGGCCCGAUCCCCUGUUCCUCACCUCUGUCUCAACUUUACACAGUCCUCGCAAAUAUACAGUGUUGUCGCCCGCGCUGCCUCGACCUCUCGCGAUGCCCGUCUCGUACGUCAGACCAUCCUCUUGUUCAGUCUGCUGCUCGAGAGCGAGGAUGAAGACUUCGUCGCUUCUCCCACCUUUGCCAAAUCUUUCAUGCGAUUUGCCCUGCGUGUCAUAGACUCCAAUUCCGCUGGCUAUGGCGAAGACAUUGAGGCAGACGUCGUCGAACUCCUAUUUGCUGUCGUCGCAAAGAUUCGCAUACAACCCAACAUCCUCUUCGUCUGGUUCUCGUCCUCAGCAAACAAGGCCGAUUCGCAGAAGCCUCCAAACCACUUCGCAGGCCAAACACAAAAGGACGACUUCCCACUGUGCUAUCUUCUGAUUGAUCGUAUUCAUCAUGAUGGCCGUAUCGGCGAUUUCGCUCGUACUGGUCUACUAUAUAUCUUCGAAGCCGUCUCCAAUUCUACACAUCUCGAGGAUUGGAUCAUAGAAAGUGACCUGCCCACCUUGAUGGCCUCUGGUCUCGGUGCUUUGUACAGUCAAUUGAGCCGAGAACUGUCUAUUCUGCACGAUCACGACCGCCUACCUAUGAUCCUCGCUCUCUCAGAUUACAUUGAUGCCCAGCAGAUAUCGUCAACCGAGAGCAUCUUCUCUCCAACACAUGCUACCCAUAUGGCUACUUUUCUUUCCCACCUUGCUUUCUGGCAGGAUGUCUUGGAACAUUGCAAGUCUGAGAGUGUCAAGACUACCCUAUUGGAUCAUUUCCGAAUUCUCUUUNUACAACAGCUUCUCUAUCCCUCAUUGCUCCAAUCUUCUGAUACCGAUGGGGGUUCGUCUGUUGCCGUUCUCACCUAUCUUUCAAACAUUUUCGAGUCACUAGACCAUCCCGAUCUGACACGAAUGGUCCUUCAGUAUCUCUUGGCUAUUCCUGAAACCAAACAAUCAGAACCUGUUUCGCCUACUGUUCAGAGGCGGCAGAGUACCCUGAUGCUGCUAACACAAUCUGGCAAUGAUGAAGACAAGUUUGAACCUACGCUGUUUAGUCUGGUCGAUCUCAUACUCAACGGCAUAAGAUCGCAAAAUCCACAGACAGUCGUCGCCGCUUUGAAACUUUCAUCGGUCAUGCUGACAAGGCACCGCGCGUAUACAACCUCCACUUUGCUGCAAUCAAAGUCGGUCUUGUCACUUGAAGAGAAGAGAACCAUUCAGGCCCUAUGCAUGGAAACGGACAGCCUCAUUCAAAUCGCCACGGGCCUUGGUGGUGAGAUUGACGUCGACGAGGCGUACGCCACCGCCUGUCAAGAUAUCACCGUUCCCAUGGAAGUUCAGAUCGCGAACAGAGCCUUGGAAAAGUCUUCAGUGCUGAAAAUACUGCCGCACGACCCUUAUAUCCAAUCAAUCCUUGCGCUUUUCGGAUCUUUCUUUUCCAAUAGUGUGGAUGUCAACCUUUCCUUGACCGAAGCAACAAUUUGGCUGGCGUCAUGUGCUGGCAUUGGCCUUGACGGCUGGCUUGCUAUGCCCAGAUCAGACUAUCAAACAGCAACACUCGAAUCAGAAUUUGACAGCACUAGUCUAGACGAGGAGGAAGCUGCAAGUCUCCAUCUGCUGCAAUCCAUGUGCUCCCAGCAGCGCCGCCACGAUUCCCAAGAUCCACUGCUGCCUGCAAUCUUGCGCGCUUUGAACCGCCAGGUCGAAAGUAUUCGCUCUGACAUCCCGAUGAUCGAUCAUCUGAUUGAGAAACGUAUCGCAAUUCUUGGUGGGGCUGGUCGCGAAGACUUGCUAACCCAACCUAAAAAUCCUGCUGCUUCCAACAGAAAAUCUACCGAGUCUUCAAGGCCUAGUGAUCGACAGAUACAGCGCCUUCAGGCAGGAUCAAGACAGAGGUCAACCUCACGCGAGUCCAGUGGUUCUGGGUCAUCCACGCCUGUGCGAGUUAGAGAUAGCUCGUUGUCGGGAGUGCCACCAAGAUCCAGUUCUCUCCCACAAGCGCCCCGUGGUCCACAACAAAACUCGAUAUUCAGGCCACCACCUCCAGAAUCUCCCGAAGAAGACAACUUGCCAGCUGAGAAUUUGUCAGUGCAGACUGAGUCUAAGCAGAACGAAGCGCAGACAUUGAGAGGAAAACUUCAAUUUGUUCCUGUCGAAUCUACAACCAACAACACAAUCUUUGAGUACGUAUCAAAUACUGGUGCUCGUACUCAAACAGAAGGCGACGGCAACAAGAAGACCAAAGAAGCCACUUUGAGCCAUGUCGUGACGAACAUAGUCAUCCUGCAACACUUUGUUGUAGAACUGGCUGCCGUGAUGAGAACUCGCGCAAUUGUCUUUGAAGAGGUUGCAUUCACUUGA